CUUUUCUCUUUUUUUCUUUCUUUUGUUUCCCCUCAUAUCUUGUUGCUCUUCCCCUUCUUCACUGCGACUUUCCGACCAAGGGUUGCCCCGGGUCUUUUGAUCACUCCCGUGGUUUUCAAGCGAAAAAGUAAAGAGAAGGAUUGGUCCUGUCCACAGCAAUAAGAGAAUAAAGGAACAGAGAAGCUCAACCGAGAUCUCUAGAUCGGGACGCGACAAGGUUUCGAGACGCGCUGAUCGCUUUUGCCACUAACUUCGAUACCAUUCCAAUGGACAACUGCUCCUCUUCCUCCUCCAGCACCCAUUGGAUCGCCCUCCCCAGCAACGUCAACACCCCCACUCGUCAAGAACGCAACUCGGUGUCAAGUCCAAGACGAGUAACAGCCACAACGUUCUUCUCGUCUUCUGUCAAUUCUUCGCCGUGUUCGUUCAUUUCGGCCAUCUCAACCAUCGAAGCAGACAGGGACUAUGGUGCUGCUGUAGAAGAGAGGCAUGAACUUGUCUGCUGUAACCUCCCAUCUUCGUCCUCCACAUUCAUACUGGAAAAUGAGCUGCAAGAGCAAAGCCUGUCGUUGAGAAGAUCAGAGCUCUCUAGUUCGAGAUCAAGAGAUCUGGGAUAUUAUUCCCACACUCAGCUUGGUUAUGAGCAGAGUCAGGCACAAGUAGUGGAUCAGAAUCUUCAUCGUCAUAAUUACCGGUAUCAACAACCACAACCACAACCACAACCACAACAACAACAAAAACAACAACAAAAGCUACAAUGGCAGCAAAAAUCAAAUGAUCGAAAGAAGGGUUUUGGCAACAAUGGAGCUCCUCAGGACCACGCCCAUCCACAAAGUCAUAACCGCAGAUGUGGUUCGGAUCAUGACCUGACUCAACACAGGCAACAAGAGCGGCUGUCAUUUCAGGUCAAGGACAAAGCCAAGUACAGGGAAGAGCAGGUGGCCCCUAUUGUCGACACGCCACUACUCCCAGUGCAGACCAGCUGUCUCACCUGUUUGCCCACGCCCUUGACAUCGGGGUCACCCUCAAAUGCGCCUGCGUCUGUGACUAAUUCCGCUUCUCCGAUCGUACCAUCGCCGUCGUCCUCGUGCAUGUGUUCUGUCGUUGCUUCUUCAAUUGCAGCGCCCUCCGCAGUGUCGCUGGCUCAUCGGCGGCACAGAACUGUCUCGUCUGCAGUUGCAUCACUUGAAUUCGCUUCGGCGUUGUCGAAGGAACAUACGCUCAUGGGGGAUAGUGACCGAUGCGAAGGUGAGGGUAGUCAUACUAUCGCACCGUCUCUGGUGACAUUACCACCGCACUCCUUGUUUCCCUCAUAUCACACCGCUGCCCAAAACAACCACGACCUCGAUUUAAACAAUAAGAACACCACCACCAAUAACGAUUGGGACAAUCCCGUGCUUCAGUCAUCUGUAUCUCUUCCAACCCCAGUUCCAGGGACUGUCCUGAUCUCCUCCUCUUUCGCACAACGCCUUCCGCAACCGCCAGUACAACAGCGAGACUUUGAGGCAGCAGGAGAGCCAUUCACAGCACCUUCGCUGCCAUCUUCUGAGGACACACGCCUUCUCGCCUCUGGAAUUCACUCCUUGCGUCAACAGCAGCUCAUUCAUCAACUUGCCCUGCAACACCAGCAGUACCAGCAGCAACACCUUCAGAACUCGAGCUGUUCAAACACAACAACGUCGUCAUCUGAAUUCCUUCCCUUCACUUCUAACCUCUUGGUUUCAGCACACGAAUUCGUCGACGCCGCUACCCCCUCCACCCGCGAUAUGAAGGCCCCAAGACCAUCCCUCCUCUCUGGAAGCCUCUCCAAUUCCGCAAUCUUGACUUCAUCACCCGAAUACAUGGCUUCGCCCACUGGAUCCUCAUCUUCGUCGCACACACCAUCAUCCUCAUCUGCAUUCCAUUCUCCGUCAAACUCUAUCAUCUGGACAUCGUCCUCCAGAGCUACCGUUCGACGAUCCUCGACAGCCGCAAGCCGCUAUAUUGAGUCGCCUCCGGAGUCCAUGGCCCUUGGUCAAAGUAAGGAUAAGGGCACUGUGAGGGUACGACGUUUCAGCAGACGACGAGUCACCAAGGCAUGCUUUGACGGCCUGCCACGAGAGACCAAGAUCCAUAUUUUUCGUUAUUUGUCCACAUUCCAGCUCGUCCGUGUGUCCAGGGUCAGUCGGUCAUGGAGAGGUAUCGCGAUGGAUGGGUCGCUUUGGAAGGCCAUUGAUACGACCCGGUACUACAAGUCCAUCAAGGAUGACCAGUUGCGCACCCUGGGUACUGCAGCCUCGGGAUUCUUGCGUUACGCCAAUUUUCGCGGCUGCGUACAGCUGACGGCCGCAUCGUUGAGCGCGAUCGCCGAGCACUGUCCAAAUAUCGAGCGCCUGAACCUCACGGGCUGUCGUUCGAUCACAUCUAAUGCCAUCAGCGACGCCUGCAUGAACAUGCCCCUGCUCGUCCACCUUGAUCUCUCGGGCCUGCAGGCUGUCAACAACUUUACGCUCCAAACCAUGGCCGUUUACUGUCGCUCGCUUCAGGUCCUGAACCUAGCAUGGUGCAAGCAAAUCUCUGGAUCUGGACUGACCAAACUCACUAGAAGCUGUCAAGGACUCCGGAAGCUGAACGUGUCGGGCUGUUCUAGCCUCGAGGAUCGAUGGAUGCCUAUGAUGGGCAUGAAUCUGCCGAAACUGAGGGAGCUUUGUUUAAACGGGUGCAGCUCUUUGACGGAUCGGGGGUUGAUCGGUUUACUGUCAGGGUUGUCGACGAAACUCGUCUACCUCGGUCUCUCACAAUGCCGUCUACUCACUCACGAAUCUCUCCGCGCAAUCAGUCAUCUUUGCAGCCGUCACCUCCGCCGCCUCGAACUCUCCAACUGUGAAAACCUCGGCGAUGAAGGGCUUAUCUAUCUUGCCCAACACUGCACGCAUUUACGACUUCUAGAUCUUGAAGAGAUAACCUCGUUGACGGACGUGUCCCUCCGCGCUUUUGCGAUGCAUCUGCCGAAGCUGGAGCGGAUCUGUCUGUCCUAUUGCGAGAAUGUGACCGAUCAGGGCAUCAUCCGCAUGCUGCGCCCAGCACCCAAUACGACGACGCUCUCGACCGCGACGGCGAUGAUGAUGAACUCGGACGCGACUACACAGUACUGUAGGAAGCUGAUGCAUCUGGAGCUGGACAACUGCCUCCUGAUCACAGAUCGCUUGCUGCUGGAGUUUGCGAACGUGCUGGAGGAGCGGUAUGCCAAGGCAGCGGAGCGGAUGAAGGAGCGGGAGAGGAGGCGUGAGGAGCGUAGGGAACGCCUUCGACAGAAGAAACUCUUUGAUUGCCGGAACAUCACCCUCGAAGGCGUCGAAGCCGCCCAGGCACGGAGCUCGACGCUCGCGAUCCGGAGCUACUAUUCCUGGACCCAUCCCUCAACAUCCGGACCAACGACGGACGCGGCGUUCGGAGGCAGUGGCGGGAUGGAGGGCUUGGAUGCUGAAGCGGAUGAGGACGAGGAUGGGGAGGAGAGUGCGAACGGAACAGGCGGGAUGAAUAGCUCACAGACGAGUUUGCAUCAUCUGCAAUUGCAGCAACAGCAUUUGCAGCGCCAACAGCAGUUGUUGAGGAGACAUCGGGCGGCGAAUCUGUUGCACCGUGCUAGGGUUGGGCUUCUGGGCAUCCCAGGUGAUGCAGCUUUUACGGGCGGGGCGAGGAGUGAUGGUCAAUGUGUUAUCUUGUAG
This is a messenger RNA of Gamsiella multidivaricata, 3707 nucleotides long. RefSeq lists its product as uncharacterized. The record is from RefSeq and is a predicted model, not a curated record. Gene Ontology annotation, molecular function: protein binding. The transcript is spliced from 6 exons. The coding region runs from base 267 to 3707 and encodes 1146 amino acids. Lineage: Eukaryota; Fungi; Mortierellomycota; Mortierellomycetes; Mortierellales; Mortierellaceae.